GCCUGAUGUGUUUCUCCCUCCUCUUCCUCCUUCCCAUCUUGGGUGGUUCAUGUAAGCAACCUCCACUCGCUCUCCAAACAUGCAUCCUUAUGAAGCACUGGGGUGUGAGGUGUGAUCGAACGCCUAGCGCUCCACAGCUCUCCAGACAAGUCUUAAAGGAGCAUCGAGGAGGAGGACGAGACUGCUGAAAACUUUUAAGAAGCCCAAAAGCUGCCGCGUAGACACACAAGUUUGCAUUCUGAAAACUGACAUGGAGUCAAAGACUGAUGUUGCAUCAGCAACGGUGACGAGCGAACUGGCUGCUAUUGAGGAUGAAGAGGUUCUCAACAAGAUGCUGGACAAUGCAUCAGAUUUUGAAGAGAGACGGAUGAUACGUGCUGCAUUGAGGGACCUGCUCAAGAAAAAGAGAGAUAAACGGGAGCAGGAGCGAGGGUCGAGGCAGCAGGACUUGAGACAGCAAGGCCUGAGCAAAGGAGAAACAACAGGCGGAGCUGUCAGCAUAGGCAGAGCGUCAAUGAAUUGGCAGCCACCAGCAAACAAGCCGUCAGGCCAGCCCGCUCUAUCAGCCUCUACUCCCUUAAACAGGACAGCAGGCGGCCAGGCCAGUCCUGCUGUAGCCCCAGUCCAGAAAUGUCCUUCUGCUGCAGCACCCAAUGCUAAAAAUGUCAAACAGAUGCUUCUGGACUGGUGCAGGGCCAAAACAGAGCCAUAUGAGGGGGUGGACAUCCAAAACUUCUCCUCAAGUUGGAAAGACGGCAUAGCCUUCUGCGCCUUGGUGCACCGGUUCUUCCCUGACUCGUUCGAGUACUCCAUCCUCAACCCCAACAAGCCCAGGGAAAACUUCCAGCUGGCUUUUAGCACUGCAGAAAGGCUGGCAGGCUGCCCCCCACUGCUGGACGCUGAUGACUUAGUCCGGAUGAAGGAGCCCGACUGGAAGUGUGUUUACACGUACAUCCAGGAAUUUUACCGCUCCCUGGUGGAGAAAGGCCUGGUCAAAACCAAAAAGCGACUGUAGACACGCAGAAGUCAGACAGCUUUCAUGAUUGGAUGUGAUUCAAAUUUUUACAACUAGAUACACAUAAGCACGAGCUGAGGCCAAAAAGAUAAUAAUAUGCACCUUUUUCAACUGAAUAUUUACAUAUUGUCUGUGAUUUUUGAGUUGCCAUGAAGGAGAAGUAUUUGAUGUGUCUGGCUGACUCAUCAUGUUAAUGUAAAUGCACAGUGCCUAAUGUAUUUUUUUCAGUUUGUGUGUUACCAGGGACUUAAGGGGUGUCCAUGUGCUCUCGGUGGACAGCUGGUGCUUAGGAUCAGUACAUUCCACUGAGAUUACACAUCUGCAUUAAUCCCAGUUUGGGAACAAAUUUUAUUUUUAUGCUGUUGAGGGCCUGAAUGUGUCAUUAUUAAAGACACAUUUAAUAAAUAUCCAUUCCAUUAUACAUGCUGUUGUUCUAACUGAUGGUUAAACUAAAAGGUGCGGUAGAUCCCAAA
This is a messenger RNA of Micropterus salmoides (largemouth bass), 1488 nucleotides long. It is a transcript of the gene smtna, whose product is annotated as smoothelin a. Gene Ontology annotation, cellular component: filamentous actin; microtubule organizing center. Gene Ontology annotation, biological process: actin cytoskeleton organization. The record is from RefSeq and is a predicted model, not a curated record. Gene Ontology annotation, molecular function: protein binding. NCBI's taxonomy places the organism in Eukaryota, Metazoa, Chordata, Actinopteri, Centrarchiformes, Centrarchidae. The transcript has 8 exons. Bases 251 to 1015 code for a protein of 254 amino acids.